UACUUCACCGCUUCAAACAAAAUUCUCUUCCUCAUUUGCCUUCUCUCUGCAAAUUCGAAUAUAUCCCUUCAAAAUCUUACUCUUGCUUCCCUUUUAAGAUUUACCCUUUUCUUCUGUUCUACCUCAUAUCUGUACUGUACUUCCUUUGUAUAAUGGUUAUUGGUAUUUUCAUGCUUAAAACUCGGGAGUGUUGCCAGUUCGAUUCAAUGUUUAGAUUGCAGGAAUGAGAACCAAGUCUUGGAUUUGGAGCUAAGAUUUCAAUGGCGAUCAAAGGUGUUGAUUUCAAGUGGUAUGAUGGGUUCUUCUUGUCUAUGCUUGCCACAAGUAUAAUUAUUGUGGCAAUUAAUUGGAAGAGAUACCAUUUAUGUGCAUAUCCACUGCACAUAUGGAUUGUGGUUGACUAUACUACCGUGUUUGUUUUCCGGCUCUUGAUGUUUGUGGAUAAUGGGCUGGCUUCUGGAAUGGGAUUGGAUCUUGGUUGGCAGCAGAGAUAUGCACGUUUUUGUGGAAGGAUCGUUGUCCUAUCCAUUCUUGCUUUGCUACUUUACCCUUUCCUUUGGGCUUGGACUGUCAUAGGUACGCUGUGGUUCACUAGUGCGAGAAAUUGUUUGCCUGAAGAGGGCCAGAAGUGGGGUUUCCUUAUUUGGCUGCUUUUCAGCUAUUGCGGACUUGUGUGCAUUGCUGGUAUCUGUAUCAGAAAGUGGUUAAUAAGACGGCAGGCACACCAAUUGCGAGCACAACAAGGGAUCCCUGUUUCAGAAUAUGGAGUUUUCGUAGAUUUGGUUAGAGUACCAGAUUGGGCUUUCGAAGCUGCAGGGCAAGAAAUGAGAGGGAUGGGCCUAGAUGCCGCUCAAUACCAACCAGGGCUUUACUUGACCCCAGCUCAGAGGGAAGCAGUUGAGGCUCUAAUUCAAGAACUUCCAAAGUUCAGGCUGAAGGCAGUUCCUACUGAUUGCAGUGAGUGUCCUAUAUGUUUGGAGGAGUUUUACGUUGGAAAUGAGGUCCGCGGUCUUCCUUGUGCCCACAAUUUCCAUGUGGAAUGCAUCGACGAAUGGCUUCGGUUAAACGUCAAAUGUCCUAGAUGCCGAUGCUCUGUCUUUCCAAACCUUGAUCUAAGCGCGUUAUCUACUAUCCGUGCAGAUUCCGAGCGGUCUACCAAUGUUGUUACAACAACAGGUCGUUAUAUCAGAAACCAGCCUCCCAGUCAGAGCUAACUGUUGAGAUUGCAGGGCUUGCUCUGGCCGGUUCACACGUUGAGUGCUGGGUCCAGCAGCGAAAUGGGUAGUGCAGAAACGGCUGCAAGUAGAGGGCCGAUGGCAAAUGAUAUGGAGACUGUUCAAGUGGUGGUCCAAGAGUCUUUGCCACCGCAAACCUGAGCUAUUUUUUGUGGUCUCUGACUCUAAACAACCUGGGAUCCGAGAAGGUAAUUUGAAUCUUGUUUUCUCAGGGCCGAAGGCAUAGCAUUUUUUUUUUGUGUUGGAACUGUGAAGAAAUGUGUUUAGCUUGAUUGAUCCAAAGUAGUAGCCAUGAAAUAUGGGGAGGUGCUGACCAAUGUUGUGUUCAGAUGCAGGGCUGUAUAAAGUCGUUGUAGAAUUGUACAUUGUUGUGUCUUGUUACUUGUAGUUUUAGCCUUGAUUCUUGAACUUCCUCCACCUGGAUUACCAAACAGGCCAUUUCAGAAUUAUUAUUGAAGGAAAGAAAAUGAAAAGGAAAAAUAAGGGAAAUCUUCCAUGACAAUACAAAGAAUUGUGUUUAUUUUUA
Messenger RNA from Sesamum indicum (sesame), 1761 nucleotides. Its product is annotated as E3 ubiquitin-protein ligase SIS3. Gene Ontology annotation, biological process: sugar mediated signaling pathway. The record is from RefSeq and is a predicted model, not a curated record. Gene Ontology annotation, molecular function: ubiquitin-protein transferase activity. Lineage: Eukaryota; Viridiplantae; Streptophyta; Magnoliopsida; Lamiales; Pedaliaceae.